Trifolium pratense (red clover) is the source of this 2933-nucleotide messenger RNA. Its product is annotated as protein TOC75, chloroplastic-like. Gene Ontology annotation, biological process: chloroplast organization; protein import into chloroplast stroma. Gene Ontology annotation, cellular component: chloroplast outer membrane. Bases 297 to 2717 code for a protein of 806 amino acids. The transcript has 7 exons. Lineage: Eukaryota; Viridiplantae; Streptophyta; Magnoliopsida; Fabales; Fabaceae. The record is from RefSeq and is a predicted model, not a curated record. Gene Ontology annotation, molecular function: protein-transporting ATPase activity.
GAUAUAUUUAGGAAUAAGGACUAAACUUAAAGUUGGUAAUUUUGAAAGAAAAAAAAAAUACAAAAUAAAUAGCAUCCUAGCCCUAGACCUGAUACAUUUGAACCCCAACCCCAACACCUAUUUAUUUAUUUAUUAUUAUAUAUUAUAAAUUUCUAGCAACUAAGAUCAAAGAGUCUAAAUAAUGAAAAAAAAAACAAAGCCUUUGAUUUCGGGAAGCAAAAACCCUCUUUUCUCUGUCUCUUUCUUUCUUUCUCUUUUCAAUUUUAUAGUUCUAUCCGUCGCAACCGUCGCAAACAAUGAUUUCUUCCCUUGUUGUUCCCUCCCCCAAAAUCGGCGCUGGGCUUUCCUCCAAUCGUAACAAAAACAACAAUAAACCCCCUCUCCCCAAAACUAACUCUUGUUCACAACCCUCUAGCCUAACCCUCCCGGGGAACCAAAAUCGCCGUCGCCGUGUCUUAAAAACACUCUCCACCACCCUCGCUGUUACCUCCGCAACUUCCAUCGCUCACCACAUUAUUCGCAACGGAAACAACGGCGGCUUCGGUGGUGGACAUUUCGGUGGUGGUGGUGGUGGUGGUGGAGGAUGGUGGUUUGGUGCUGGUGGUGGUGAACAUUUCGGUGGUGGUGGAGGAUGGUGGUGGCGGUGGUUUUUUACUCCGGCAGCAGCAAUUGCUGAUGAAAAUCAAUCUGAUGAGUUUGAUUCUCAUGGUAUGCCUGUAAAUAUUGCGAUUCAAUUGAACAAACUUAGUGGAUUUAAAAAGUAUAAGGUUUCUGAUAUUAUAUUCUUUGAUCGGAAUCGGAAAACAAAUGUUGGUUCCAAAACCGAUGAUUCCUUUACCGAGAUGAUUACUAUUGUUCCUGGAGGAGUGUACACUAAAGCUCAACUUCAGAAAGAAUUGGAGACUUUGGCAUCAAGUGGAAUGUUUGAGAAGGUUGAUUUUGAAGGAAAAACUAAUGCAGAUGGAACAAUAGGAAUCAAGGUUUUGUUUAGUGAGAGUACUUGGGAAAUUCCUGAAAAAUUUCGUUGUUUAAAUGUCGGUACAAUGCCGCAGACAAAGCCGGUUGAAUUGGAUCCUGAUAUGACUGAAAGGGAGAGGAUGAAAUACUUUUUGAGUCAAGAGAGGGAAUACAAAAGGAGGAUGGAUAAGGCGAAGCCGUGUAUUUUGCCUAAGACGGUACAUAUGGAGGUUAUGGAUAUGUUGAGGAAAGAGAAGACUUUGAGUGCUAGGUUGUUGCAGAAGAUAAGGGAUAGAGUUCAGAAGUGGUAUCAUGAUGAAGGGUAUGUUUGUGCUCAAGUGGUUAAUUUUGGAAAUCUUAACACUAAAGAGGUUUGUUGUGAGGUUAUUGAAGGAGAUAUUAGUAAAUUGUCUGUUCAGUUUCUCGAUAAGCUUGGCAAUGUCGUUGAAGGCAAUACUCAAGCCCCUGUCAUACAUAGACAGCUUCCCAAAGAGCUGUUUCCGGGUAACACCUUUAACAUUGAAGAAGGGAAGCAAGCUUUAAGAAACAUACAUUCCCUUAAUUUGUUUUCAAAUAUUGAGGUUAAUCCACGGCCUGAUGAGAGUAGUGAGGGAGGCAUAAAUGUUGAAAUUAAGGUAAAAGAGGCGGAUCAGAAGACAGCUGAAGUCAAUACUGAAUGGAGUAUUGUUCCUGGACGAGGAGGGUAUCCCACUCUGGCCUCACUUCAACCCGGUGGAACUAUUAGUUUUGAGCAUCGAAAUCUUCAAGGACUGAAUAGAGCUGUUAGUGGUUCUAUAACAACCAGCAACUUCCUCGACCCUCAGGAUGAUCUUGCAUUUAAGCUAGAGUACGCACAUCCAUAUUUGGAUGGUGUAGAUAAUCCACGGGACCGUACUCUCCGUGUAAGCUGUUUCAAUAGCCGAAAGCUAAGUCCAGUAUUCACUGGAGGGCCUGGGCUGGAUGAAGUGCCACCAAUAUGGGUUGAUCGUGGUGGUGUCAAAGCUAAUAUAACAGAGAAUUUCACGCCACAGAGUAAAUUCACUUAUGGACUUGUAAUGGAAGAGAUAAGAACUCGUGAUGAAAAUAGUCAGAUCUGUGGAAAUGGUCAAAGAGUAUUACCUAAUGGUGGAAUUAGUGCAGAUGGACCUCCUACCACCCUCAGUGGUACUGGCGUUGACCGUAUGGCAUUUUUACAGGCAAAUAUCACUCGUGAUAACACACGUUUUGUGAAUGGAGCUAUAGUUGGAGAGAGAAAUAUGUUCCAGGUAGAUCAAGGCCUGGGCAUAGGCACCCAGCUCCCAUUCUUCAAUCGCCACCAGCUAACUCUGACACGAUUUAUCCAAUUGAAGUCUGUGGAGGAAGGAGCUGGUAAACCACCACCACCAGUGCUUGUCCUCCACGGUCGCUAUGGCGGUUGUGUUGGUGAUCUUCCAAGCUAUGAUGCGUUUACUAUUGGAGGCCCUUAUUCUGUUAGGGGUUACAACAUGGGUGAGCUUGGUGCUGCUAGAAACAUGGUGGAGCUUGCAGCUGAGUUACGGAUACCUGUUAAAGGCAUGCAAUUGUAUGGGUUCGCGGAGCAUGGCAACGAUCUAGGGAGUUCAAAGGAUGUUAAAGGAAAUCCUACAGAAGUCUAUAGGCGAAUGGGUCAAGGUUCAUCUUAUGGGGUUGGUGCUAAGCUUGGUCAGGUGAGAGCAGAAUAUGCCAUUGAUCAUAACUCAGGAACUGGUGCAUUAUUUUUCCGUUUCGGAGAGAGGUUUUAAGUUGUAAAUUAGUCACAGUAUAUUGUUAAGAGGCUUUAUUAAACUACAUUUUUUGUUUAAUUGGACGCGGUGCUAAUAUAGAGUAAUAGACUAUUUUUUAUUAGAUGCUUUUUAUUUUUUGCGGCGCAGCGCCGGCUAGUGAUCAUUACAAAGUCCACAAGUACAAAUAUGAACUUUCAUUGAUAAAUAUAAUUGUUCGAUGUUUUUAUUUUGACA